UAGAUACCUUAUCUUUGUAGUUGGGGCAGAAAUACAGAAUUGCUCCAUGUUCAAUAAUGACUUCACUUCUCAUCCUCCUCCUAUUCCUCCUCCCAGCCUUUCUCUUGCUUCUUCACAGGCAUAGAAAAACUAACAGAGCUAGUGUCCAUUUGCCACCUGGUCCCAAAGGUCUUCCUUUAGUUGGUAAUUUACACCAGCUUGAUAGCUCAAAACCUCAAUACUCUCUUUGGAAACUCUCCAAACAAUAUGGUCCUCUUAUGUCUUUGCGCCUUGGUUUUGUGCCAACCCUAAUAGUGUCCUCUGCAAAAAUGGCAAAAGAGGUCUUCAAAACGCAUGAUAUUGAGUUUGCUAGUAGACGUAACUGGACUGGCCCGCAAAUGUUAUCUUAUAAUUGCUUAGAUGUGGCUUUUGCACCAUAUAGUGAUUACUGGAGAGAGAUGAGAAAAAUAUGUGUCAUUCAUCUUUUUAGUUCUGUGAAAUCCCAGUCUUUUCGACCCGUUCGUGAAGGCGAGGUUUCUCUCAUGAUUGAAAAGAUAUCUAAAUUAUCAGUGGAUUCUCAAUGCUUCAACUUAACUGAGCUAAUGAUAUCUUUUACAAGCUGUAUUAUUUGCAGAGUUGCUUUUGGCAAGAGGUACGAGGACGGAGGAAUUGAAAGAAGCAGAUUUCAUGCACUUCUUAAUGAAAUUCAAGCCAUGUUUGUAGGCUUCUUUUUUUCAGAUUAUUUCCCUUUUAUGGGAUGGCUUGAUAAACUCACGGGAAUGGUCGGUCGCCUCAAAAAGAACUUCACGGAUUUUGAUACGUUCUACCAAGAACUUAUCGACGACCAUCUAGAUCCAAAUAGACCAAAAACUGCGCAAGAAGAUCUAAUUGAUGUUUUACUUCAAAUUCGAAAGGAUCGCGGAUUUAAAUUUGAUCUUACUUUGAAUCACAUCAAAGCACUGCUCAUGAAUGUAUUUGUUGGUGGCUCAGACACGAGUGCAGUUACCGUAGUUUGGGCCAUGACCUAUCUAAUGAAGAACCCUGGAGCGAUGAAGAAAGGUCAAGAAGAAAUUAGAUCAAUAAUCGGAAGUAAAGGUUUUGUAGAUGAAGAUGAUUGUCAGAAUCUCCCUUAUCUUAAAGCCAUAGUGAAGGAGACAACGAGAUUGCAACCAACGCUUCCGUUACUAGUCCCAAGAGAAACAACCGAGAAGUGCAUCAUAGAGGGAUAUGAAAUACCAGCUAAAACACUUGUUUAUGUGAAUGCAUGGGCAAUGGGAAGGGAUCCUGAAAUUUGGAAGAAUCCUGAAGAAUUUAAUCCUGAUAGAUUCAUUGGCAGUUGUAUUGAUUUGAAAGGACAGCAUUAUGAACUAAUACCAUUUGGUGCUGGGCGAAGAGUUUGUCCAGGGAUAUUCAUGGGACUUGCGACUGUGGAGCUUUCACUCGCUAAUCUUCUUUACAAGUUCAAUUGGGCAUUGCCGGAGGGAAUGAAUAAGGAAGACUUGGAUUUUGAUUGUUUACCCGGUCUUGCCAUGCACAAGAAGAAUGCUCUUCGGCUAAUGGCUACAAACCAUUAUGAUAUGCACGCAAAUUAAGGCACAAAAAUUAUUGAAUUUCUGUUGUGUAAUUUCCUAAUCGUAUAAUUGUUGUUUACUAUAUUAAUCGUGCUUUUUAUUUUGGUUU
Messenger RNA from Pistacia vera, 1659 nucleotides. Its product is annotated as cytochrome P450 83B1-like. The record is from RefSeq and is a predicted model, not a curated record. NCBI's taxonomy places the organism in Eukaryota, Viridiplantae, Streptophyta, Magnoliopsida, Sapindales, Anacardiaceae. Bases 57 to 1571 code for a protein of 504 amino acids. The transcript has 2 exons. Gene Ontology annotation, molecular function: iron ion binding; monooxygenase activity; heme binding.